AUGGGAGAAGCCCCGGCUUUCAUUGUUGAUGACAUGCAAAAGAGUUUUUCAGACAGAUUUGAUCUGAAACUCAAAGGCUUCGAAACAGCCACUGUUAUCGGAAGCAAAACAUAUGUCAUUAAUGGCACUGAUGAUCCGACAUCAAGUGGAGUUCGUGUCUUCAACAACUCUACAGGCGAAUGGGUGAUUCCAACUAUUCUAGGGACAAAACCAAAGUCCCUAAAAGGACACUCAUCUGUCGUUUUGAACGAAGACAGAAUCUUGAUCAUCAAAACCAAUUCCAAAUCCAACGAAUGCGUUUGGUUCCUCGAGGUGGACACACAAUUCAUUCGUGACCAAAAGAUGAAAUGUGAGACCGAAGUAGUUGCAUGGAGCAAGGGCGUUAUCGGUAAUUCCGAGCAACCUGUGGUGAUCAGUGGCCCAUCUGGUGUAGGCAAGGGCACCUUAAUUAACAAGCUCAUGAAAGAUUUUCCAACAAUGUUUGGGUUUUCUGUUAGCCACACAACCCGUUUAGCAAGAGAAAAGGAGAUAAACGGAGAGCAUUAUCAUUUCACAAAACGAAGUGUUAUGGAAGAAGAGAUCAAAUCCGGAAGAUUUCUUGAAUUUGCUGCAGUCCAUGGCAAUCUUUAUGGAACUAGCAUUGAAUCUGUUGAUGUUGUUGCUGAUGCUGGAAAGAGAUGUAUUCUUGAUAUUGAUGUUCAAGGAGCAAGAUCUGUGAGGGCGAGUUCUCUUGAAGCUGUUUUUAUUUUUGUUCGCCCUCCUUCAUUUGAGGAGCUUGAGAAUCGUCUUCGUGCAAGAGGAACAGAAACCGAAGAACAAAUCCAGAAAAGACUUAGAAAUGCUAAGGCUGAGCUUGAACAAGGAAAAUCUCCAGGUCUUUUUGAUCAUAUCUUGGUGAAUGAUGAUCUUGAAGCUUGCUAUGAACGACUUAAGGAUCUUUUGGGUAUUAGUGAAAGCAUGAACGUUACCCCAAAAACAGCAAGUAAGGUGUUUGACUUGCCUGUGGACUUCACGUUGACCAAAGUCAGCGAAAAGAUCAUCAUAAAGAAUGCUGAACAGGAGAUUGUGCUUGAUUUAUCUUUGAUGAAAGGAGGGGCACCUGGUCGGACAAGAGGACUAGAGAUGCAUGUGAAUUAUGAUUGAUUCAUUUAUGGAAAGUGCCAAGUUUUAAAUCGAUCUUUUUGGUACCUUAAGUAGACAUGAAUUACCAUUUUAGUUUCAUGUUUGAAGGAAAAGACAAAAGAAAAAGUAACUUGUAGUUAGAUUUCCCAUUUUCUGGGGUUCCUUUUUUCUUGUUUUAAAGGUCAUUUUGAAUGAGGGAUGGAGUAACUUUUGAGAUUUCAAUUUUGGGGGAAUGGACAAUGACAAAUGAGAUGAAUUUUGGCCAUUUAUCUGAUAUACAGUUUCUGACUUAUGGCAUGUUGAAAAAUGCUAAAUAUCAUGAAUGUGAACUGAACAUGUCAAAUUUAGGUCAGUUUGCAUGAACAUAUAUAUUGUUAUUGAAGAUUCAACCUGUUUACAAAAAAUAUCAUAUAUUUCCAUGAACAUCUAAACAUUUUUUCGAAGAUACCUUUUCCUGGAUUUUGUAAUGUUAGAAAUGCAGUACGGAAAAAGCUUGGAAAUUCUGAGAAUUAUGGUUUUCACUUUCAGAUUAAAGUAUUUGGGUGGUACUCCAAAUUUUUAAUCGGAUAAGACUCAUAAUUGUGAGAAAACAGAAGAGAUAAUGUUUUGAUGAUAUGAAGAAGAAGUGUACCAACUACAGAUUCGGAUAUGAUCAUAUAAUAGAAAAAACUUCCUGUUUUAAAACUACCACAUGACAGUUUUGUGUCUUAAAACUGUCUACAAACGGUCAUAAACAACCUUAAAUCUGGGUCUAGAAUAUGGAUCACAAAACUGGGUACAUUUAUCAAAAAUCCGGAUUUAUCCUAGCUAGGGGCUCUGCCCCUUGGACCCCGCUCCCAGGGGCGCUGCCACCAGACCCCCGUCAGUUUAGGGGCUUCGCCC
This is a messenger RNA of Lactuca saligna, 2004 nucleotides long. The record is from the annotation of a GenBank genome assembly. Lineage: Eukaryota; Viridiplantae; Streptophyta; Magnoliopsida; Asterales; Asteraceae.